Molecule: messenger RNA, 1125 nt
Organism: Branchiostoma belcheri (Belcher's lancelet)
Lineage: Eukaryota; Metazoa; Chordata; Leptocardii; Amphioxiformes; Branchiostomatidae
Exons: 5
Coding region: 29-541 (170 amino acids)
Source: RefSeq, a predicted model, not a curated record
GUGUCCAAAGUGGACAACUCUUUAAACCAUGCCGUCCAACAUUGAGAUCAAGGCACGAGUACAUGAUGUCACAAAACUACACAAACUGGCAGCAGAGCUGAGCCAAUCAGAGGGCACCAAAGUGGAGCAAGAAGACACCUUCUUUUGUGUUCCCAGGGGCAGGCUCAAGUUAAGGCAUCUUAAGGAUCGUCCCUCCGAGUUGAUCUCCUAUGACAGACCAGACCAGCAGGGACCUAAAGAGUCUGUGUUCUUCAUUUCAAAGGUUCACAACCCACAAGACAUCAAGGCCACUCUUGCCCAUGCACUGGGUAUACGAGGGGUAGUGAAGAAGCUGCGGACCCUAUAUCUAGUUGGACAAACCCGAAUACAUGUGGACAAUGUGGAGAAACUGGGACAUUACAUGGAGUUAGAGGUGAUGAUGCAGCCUGGCCAAUCAGCAGAGGAGGGAGAACAGAUAGCCAAUGACCUGAUGGAGAAAUUGGGCAUCAAAUCAUGUGACCUUAUUGAUACUGCUUAUAUAGAUAUGCUACAAGACAAGUAGAGCCAAGCAAUUAGUACACUUCUCAAAUACUUAUGGCAAAAAAACAAUAUUUACUUCAACAUAAAUGUGUAAGAUGUAGACAAAGGCUAGGUUAAAAGUAUUGUUAUAAGAUUAUGUUGAUUAAACAAUUAACAAGUGUAACAAGUGGUUUUACCAUAGAUUCAAUACUGAUACAUGUUACCAUGUUUCAAGCUAGUUUUCCGUGACUGGAUUCUUGUCCCACUGUGUACAAUUUUAAGAGUCAGUUUUUGCAAUCCAGAUACAAGUCUUCAGCAAAUAAAUGCAUAAUUUAUCUCUCAGGCAGAACGAAUAAGAAUGUAAGCCAUAUUUCUUGCAAUAAAAUUUUACCUUCGUCUAAUUGUCAGCUUUUCUAGUUAACGGAUCCGUAACAUGUACUUGCACUUUUCUUGAUGUUGCACGUAGUAUACCCGAGGCUCUGGUGGUAUAACCUGGUAUCCUGUCUAAUCGUGGUUGUGGCAUACCAAGGACUUGGGGCAGGCUGUCUUCGGGGCUCUAAUAGUUUUCCCCCCGCCCAGUACAACAGACCGUCCCGGUAGGAGUGUUAAGUUACGCUUAUAGAGUUA